Molecule: messenger RNA, 7642 nt
Organism: Falco peregrinus (peregrine falcon)
Lineage: Eukaryota; Metazoa; Chordata; Aves; Falconiformes; Falconidae
Gene: FBXO34
Product: F-box protein 34
Exons: 4
Coding region: 4885-7059 (724 amino acids)
Molecular function (GO): protein binding
Source: RefSeq, a predicted model, not a curated record
AUGUCUGGUGAAAUAAAUACUUUGAGACAAGUACCAUGUAACAACCUAAACUUGAGCUGAGUGGUGGGGGAAUGGAUGUGCAACCCUGCUCUUGCAAGAAAACAAAACCCCACACUGAUGUCUCUAUCAUAAGGCCUCAGCACUGGCUGCUCUUUUUUAAAUGUUUAAGGAGUGCUUGUCCCCUCAUAAUGACAGUUCUUUGUUCUGAGUUUUCCUCUGAAAUACUUGCCAUUGCUUUCUUCUGCAUCCUGAGUGUGCUGAUGCUCUUUGCCCAGCUGAUCCAGUGCAAUGGCCCAGCAGAGCAUCCUAAAGCUAGCCCUGCAUGGAGGUGGGGUGGUCAAAUGUGGUUUUACCAGCAGUAAAACUGCUCAGAACCAGUCCCAAGGCCAUGCCCUCCUUCCUAGAAAGCAAAUUUUCUAAAAGGAUGGGCCCAUCCUUCGAGCUUGUUGUUUACCAGUUAUUAUGGCUACUGUUUAAAACGCUUGCUCUUGCAGUGGAGCUUCAGCUACCAGAGUAUCAAAAGCUGUAGUGUAUUGCCACACAGAUGAAGAGACAGUGACACCCCUGCCCCCAUCCAUGCUGGCUGAGUUAAUACAUUUGUUUUCCUAAACUGCAGCAGUGUUCAAAACUGAUAAGACAGGGAGUUCUGUGGGACCAUUCAGCGACCUGCUGUCCAUUGCUGAGAGGACGUGAUGCUUAACUGCUGCCAAAAUCUGAGUCCUUCCCACAUCUUAUGCAUAAAGGCAUAUGUUUGGAGGUGGUUUCAGAAAGGGAUAACAACACGAUUAGGUUUUUAACUUCCUCUUGUUUUGUUUCUCUGUGCAUCUGUAUUUCAGUUUUCAGGCUGUGUCCAACUCUAUGCAAAACUAGCAAAUCAACUGAGGCACCUACUGAUAAGGAUCAGCCUUGGUAAAGAAACACACUGUGGUAGUUAAAGGGCAUUUCUAGGUGGCAGAGACACGGUGAAGCUCUGUGUGGGGCAAGGAAAGCUGAUGGGGAAGCCUUGCGUGUAACCCAGGAUGGACUGGCUGUGACGGUGUGCCUUAGCUGGAGAGGUAGUUACGAUGAAGAGUUCCUGCAGAGCUGGCCUCCACAGGGAACCGCUAAAUUCCACAUCUUCCACUUUCCAUCAAGUCAAACGGCUCGCUGUUCAAGUGGAGAGCGCCGCUUCAGCAGUCCGAUAACUUCUGUUUACCUUCAAAGCCCACAAAAAUCCUCGCUUGAUCUCUGAUGCAGGAGGUGGUUUUGCAGGUGCUGGGAGGUGGGUCAGGAGCGGUUGCUUUAAUAUGAAGUUACUGCUGCAAGGGAGUGGGUUUUCUAGAAAUUGGAUGCCUCCGCAGCUGCUGAAGGCAAACCCGCCCCUGAUCUGGAGCAUCGUGCUUCCCAACCUGCUUUUCCCCAAGCUUGGACACUUGCCACAUGCCAGAACAAGCUCCACUGAGUAGCAGAGUGUCUUCCAUCCCGGCUGCUCUGGCUGGGAUUUUCCCGCCCUGGCAGGAUCCGUGGAAUGCCUUUGGAGCAGCUCUGUCUGCUUUGCCUUGCCCUGGCAGUGCGAAGGGGAUGGAAAUGGUGCUGGAGACUGAGCCCAAAGGACCCACCAAGUUCUUCCAGAAAUAACAAGGGGUUGACCAUAGCUUAACUUGCAUUCAGUACUCAGUCCUUCAUAAUUGUCAGUGUCCUUUAGAGAGGAGCAAAGCUCUAUAGACAGAGAAAUGGGAUGCCAGGGAAGAGAAAUGCCUUGCCAGAGGUUUGCUUGCUGUGGGUUUUAUUGUAGUUAGGUUUUUUCUUUCUUUUUUUUUUGUUUUUGGCUCCUGCCUUGUGUUGGUAUGUCCUGAGGGUUUUUUCAGAGUUGUAGUUGGCACUGCAUGUGCAGUCAACAAUGCUAGGAACUUUUGUCAACUGGGGUUAAGUGUUUACAAGAAGAAAUCCACAGGAAACUUUGGGGUUUUGACUGAAAUUUUCACCUUAAAACCUUCCGGUGCUUUGCCCAGAAAACUUGCAGUGUGAUUAUGUUGUUUGAGCAGAUCGCACGUUGUUGUUGUUCUUGCUGGCCAGAGGAAAUCUGUUGGCUUCGUGGGGCAUUGUGAGAGUCCCUGACCCAGGUGCAGUGAGGGGCAGUUGGGCUCUCUGGAUCUCAGAAAGGAGCAGUGAAAACUGAGCCUGUUCUACCAGUUUUACCUCCAACUUUGGAGCUGCCGUUAGAGCAAAUAUAUUAUUUUUUCAGGCUGCUGUGAUUUAGAAGAUACGUAAAAAAGGAUGCAGAAAGAUUCUGACCAGCUUGGUGUGGCAGCUUAUGGGUUUUCCCUUCAGUAGAGAGAGGAGGGGUGCGUGCGUGCCUGGGCAUGUAUAAAGGCAUAUAUUUCCAUAUCAAUCCGUUGUAGUAACUAACGUGAUAAAACUGUAGUGGAAACAAGCUGUAGUUACAACCUGUAAAAACAGCAGUGUCAUUCCACAAGUGUAAGUAUCCUGUUUUUCAGAUGCAGCUGAUGAGAAAUAGAAAAACUGGCCCUUUUAUUUCAUCAUCCUAAGGAUGGAAUAACAGUAUAAAGACAGCAGAGCUAGUUGUUUCAGUGCUGAUCGUUCCUGGCAGAAUUAUCAGCAGUUCAAAAUGGCACAUUUAGGAUUGAAAAACCUUUUAUGCUUACUCCAUGAAUUUCUGAAGAGUAAUCUCUCAAAAUGAAAUUGGAAAGCUUGAUGACUUAAAGGGUGGAGGGGAACAAACAGAAUUAUUCUGGAAUUAAGUAUCAUAGGGAAUUGUCAGUGAGUUCACCUUUUAACAGCUACUUUUUGUGUGUUUAAAUAUUUAAAAACUUAACUUCAGCUGCCGCAAUUCUCUGCUUGCCAGCACUGAAAUGUUGUAGAAAAAAGGUAUUCUGUGGGUGAGGGCUGGGCUCUGGUUCAUCUUCAAAGAAACUUCUGCUGGGAAGCCUUGUUCUAAUUCUGGGAGCUAGAAAUGAAAUGUGCUGCUGCUGUGUGAGGAAGAAGCUCUGUUUGCCUCAGUUUGUUGUUCUUAAUGCUCACCACAAAGGGUGUGGGAGUGGGGGCUUGUAUUUUCCAAGUGACACCUUCAGGUAAGGUUUGUUACUAACUCUUCUAAAAUGGAAGUUAAGUUCUCUUCCCCACUGCCUGAAAACUGGGAGGCAGAUGGCACUGUGUGAUUCAGCUGGUCAGGUGGAGUUAGCAGUACUCUUUAUAGCUGUCUGGAGUUAUUAAAUGAAGGUUUUCUUUAAAUCUGGAUCCAUUAAAACAGUGCAAUGAACUGAAUGCUGAAUUCAAAUGAGGCAAUUAUUCUGGCAGUAAAACUUCUGACUAAGGCAUAAUUUUGUUAUGUAAAUUAUAACUUUUCAACCUUAAAUGGUAUUGUUGGCUGAGCCAGGGACUAACUGAAACACAGGAGGAAAUAUAACCUUAAAUGAGAAAUCUGUAAUAGGUGAGGCAUAACUCUGCCCUUUUGUCUUUUUCCAUAGACCAGAAAUAGCUGGGAGCAGCUGAACCAACUUUGCUGGCUAAACGUGUCCUCUAAGCAUGUUGGGGUAACCAGUUUGGUCCUGUUUUCAUUCGUAUAAAACCUGGUCUCACGUUUGUUUUGCAUCUUCUUUUAAUGAAGGGUGUUGAACCGAUUGUCCUGCUCGAUUCCUGAAAACUGCUUGAAGAAAGCCUUUUAAAAACACGUUCAGCUCAUCUUUCUAACACCCUGGCAUGAAAACUCAUGAAUUGAAUUUGAUCUUCUGUUUCUAGCUCAUGAGACUGAACGUGCGGAGUCGUGUAUUUAAUUGUAUUCACCUCUUCUCCCCAGGGUACGGUGGUGGGCAGCCAUCAGAGCUUUUCUUUCUCUAGUCUGAAAAACCCAGCUCCAAAAUGCCCUUCUGGGUGGAGAAUGCAGGGCCGCAGGCACCGUUCUCUGCAGCGGCUUGCUGCAGUGGUUCACCUGCUGCUCUGGCCCGAGCACAUCGGUGGCCUGACCCUGCUUAGCUGUAAAGUGCAACCGAAAUGAGGCAGACCCUAUGGAAAACGAAGCUGGAACAAACUACAGCAGCACUGAUUCCCCAUUCUCCCUUUUCAUCUGUUUCAGCACCCUGAAGUUCUAUUUUUAUCAGAUUAUUUCAGUUUUUAGCAUCCAACUGAGAAGGCAAACAAAACAACUCGGUUGCGUUUUGCAGAGGAGACUGAAUUGGGAGGUGACCCAAUUCCAACAAGAGCUGGAAGUGGCAUGCAGAAGGCAUGGGGAGAGAUCUAACCCAGGGACUAGAUCGGGGUAUCUGCAGUAAUGAGGACUCACAUCGUCACAGGCUGUAGGUGAACUGCAGAUGGUUUUGGCACUGGUUGCAAGAGUGAGGUAAUGAUCUUCCUAUGCAAUUGGGAGGGGAGAGAACAUAACGGCAUCCCUUUCCAGUGACUGCCUCCUGGCCUUCAAAGCACUGCAUGGACCAGAGGGGUCCCCUAGGUUUUAUGCACGCUCCUAGGAAGGUGAACCAAGCCCUUCCUCUUGAUGUACCUCGCCAAAUCCUCUACCAGCACUUGUCACCCAUCCCCUCACUUCUUAUCGCUAGGGCCAGGAGGAGGAAGCAAAACCUCAGGGGUAAGCAGUGGUUAAGCAGCAUGGCCGCUUCUGGUGCAGAAGAGGUGCAGGUGGUGCCUGGCUGAGUUGUUGCCCUUGUGUGCUUGUGUGUGUUGUGUUAGCAGCUGGAAGUGGAGCAUCUUGCUUUCAGAGCCUUCCCUUGGCUGGCUGUGGUGCUCUCUGGCUCAGCUCUCCGUUCUGCCAGCCGUUACUGUGGACAGUCUGCAGCCCUGGCUAUCCCGUGGGGCAGGGCUGCCCAGAAGGUCCCCGAGCUGUGCUCCAGGUUGCUCCUACGGCAUGUCCAUGUGUGUUCUAGGGUUUCUGGUAUGCACUUAAAGCCAUAUCUGAAGUUACAGAAGAAAGAGCGAUCUCCAGAAAUAAGCCAGGAUUCUCUGAGAGGCUCACCUGUGAGCCAUCAGAGACCAGCACAAGAAGAAAAAUAUACCAACUGCACCAAACUGAGCGUUUUCCCAAAACCCUCCUUUGUGACUCCAUCUCAAAAGCUUCUGGGGAUUAUUUAUCCAAAUACUAUGUGCAAUAUGAAUGGGAAAGGCCCAGCGGAUGGUCCAAGUGCAAGGGAAAAGAAGAAUGCCCUCUCUGCAACCAUCCACCAGGGAGAAGAAGAAGGACCGCUGGAUGUCUGGGCUGUAGUGAAACCUGGCAAUACGAAGGAGAAGAUUGCGUUCUUUGCAGCCCAGCAAUGCAGCAACAACAACCGGCUAGGCUCUGUGAAAAUCAAAAGCACGUGGGAUAUUGACGGAAGAACAGCUAAACGCAGGAAAAAAUCAGUAGAUCUUAAAAAAGCCAAAAUUCAGCUGGAAAGAAUGAGGGAGGCAAAUGCCAGGUGCUCCCAGCCAGAGCCUUUCGCCUGCGGCAUCGAGCACUGUUCGGUGCAUUACGUGAAUGACAGCGGUGAGGGUGUGUUCCCAGGCCGGUCCCUCUCGGUGAUAGAGAUGGUAGCCUUUCUGGAGCAGCGAGCAAGUGCUUUAUUGGUAGACUGUGCUAAAACCUGCAUGCCUGCUUCUGCUACGAGGCUGAGCGCUCAGCCUAAAGGUGCGCUUCCCAGCUCAGACCUUUUCUCCUCUGCCGGGGCCUGCGAGGUCCAUGUGGAGAGGGGACCUUGCAGCAAUAGCGAGCAGCAGCAGAGCGAGCCUGUGCGUGUGCUGGACAUGGUGGCCAAGCUGGAGUCAGAGUGCCUGAGGCAGCAGAGCGAGAGGGAGGCUGGGAGCCUCUCGCGGAACAACAGCUUCCGCAGAAAUGUCGGGAGGGUGCUCCUGGCGAGCGGCACCCAGCCCGAGGGCGAGGUGGGGAAGGUCUCCUCGGGGGUCCUGGCUCAGGGGGAUGGCUUGGAGGAGGCAGGGGUAGCAGAAGCUGGGUAUGGAGGGUGUUGUGGUCCUCUGGGUGACACAGAGUUGUGGGAUGGUGCUGCCUCUGCUCAGCAGCCUUUUCCUUCUGGGCUGGAUACUCAGAUGGGGAAUGUGAAUUCGGGACUUGCUCAUACAGCAUUGGCUGUAGCUGCUGGCAGGAGUGAUUCUGAAACGCGGAUCGAGCCUCCCAGACCCCUGCUGUCUGCAUGUCCAGCUGCUGCCAGGUUGCUGCCGGAUUCCUUGCGGAGCAAGAACGCGACUCUUGAUUGCAUAGCGAAAGAGCCUGUAAUUUUCCCAAAGCAAAGUCUGCAUCCUGCUAGGAAGGAGCCCUUAUGCAUCAGUAUAUCGGUCACCAAGACUGAGAAGGGAUGCAGGAAAGAGAAGCUCUCCAACUCCAGUGCUAGUGAAGAUCCGCUCCCAGGGAGGCUGUUCUUCCUCCAGGCUGACCAGCCUGCUGCUCAUGAGCAACAGCCACUACGGGAAAGUACCCAAGAAAAGCCAGGAGAAGUAGUCCAAAAUGAGGAUGAGGAUGCCUUGGCAUCUGACAGGUCGUGUGUCAGAAGCGGUGUCCCUACAGAGCCAUCUGCCCUUCCUGUUCCUCCGACAGAAGGGGCUUUGCAAGUACUUGAUGCUUCCUGCUUAAAAAGGCAGGUUUCGCAUGACUUUCUGGAGACCAGGUUUAAAAUCCAGCAGCUGUUGGAGCCUCAGCAGUAUAUGGCCUUCUUGCCUCACCACAUCAUAGUGAAGAUCUUUGGAUUGCUUCCUACUAGGAGUCUGGUUGCCCUCAAAUGCACUUGCUACUACUUCAAAUUCAUCAUUGAAUACUACAACAUCAGGCCAGCAGACUCCCGCUGGGUCCGUGAUUCCCGCUACAGAGAGGACCCUUGCAAGCAGUGCAAGAAGAAGUACGUGAAAGGGGACGUAUCGCUGUGCCGGUGGCAUCCCAAACCAUACUGCCAGGCUUUACCCUAUGGGCCCGGGUACUGGAUGUGCUGUCACCGGUCUCAGAAGGGCAUCCCAGGCUGUAAGUUGGGUCUUCAUGACAAUCAUUGGGUUCCUGCCUGCCACAGCUUUAACCGUGCUAUUCAUAAGAAAACCAGAGGAGCGGGAGCUGAAGUGGAAGAGGAGUAUUAGUGCACAUACACUUUCCUGCAAGAUUGUUUGGGGUAGGAGGAGAUUCUCAUGCCUUGUGCUGUUUACAGUGUAUAUAAUUGUUGUGUGUUUUUUCACAGGGCUAUGAAACUGCACAUACUUAAACACAAGAGCCUUUACCUUUUAGAUUAAAGAUAGCUUUUAGUCCAUCUAUGUAAAUAACACUAUAAAAACUAAUUGUACAUACAGAGUCUACAGCUGGCUGAACAAUGUAAUCACUACAAUGCAGCUAUGAUAGUGUUGCGGCUAUAGUUGUGUGUGGUUUUAAGUGUCUUGUUUCAAAAUCUGUAUAUCCUGUAUAAUAUAUGAAUGUUUCUGAGAAGAAACUCUAAAUAGGUAAAGGUCAACUUGUUUAAAGAAUCUGCAGACAACUUAACUGGACAACCCUAAAGUUAGACUAGAACAGGUCCAUUAUAGUAGUGUGGCAGUGGAUUUAAAAAAAAAAAAAAAGAGGAAUAUUAUUGUAUAGUCAGAGUAUAAAAAGUUCUUGUCUACCUUACCCGUGCUCUGUUUCUUUUGUUGUUCGUGGUUUUUUUUUUACAUAAAUAAAAUGUGCAUUCCUAGA